CCACCCUGCCUGCUGAAACCUGGCCUUCGGCCGCCCCCGUCCGUCCCGUCCCGUCCCGGGGCCGCCCCGGGGUGCCAGCCACCCUGCUCUCCCGCCCCUUCCUUGCCGCCGGCGUCUUGCGUCCGGGGGGCGGCCCGCGUGUCCGCCCGCGCGUUACCUCUGCCGGGGGCUGAGCAGCGGGAGCCGCCGGCCGCGCUGCCCCCAGCCCCCGGGGGCCGGGCCCGGCCGCCCGCCCGCCGGCCCCGCGCUCCUGGUGCCGGGGCUGCGCCGGGCUCCGGCCCUCCCCGUGCGCGCCGUCGCGGGCCCGGCCGGGGCGCCUCACCUCGCAGGCAGGUGAUUGGCCAGGCGGGCUCGGCAUCACGGCGGAGGGGGGCCCCGCGGCUCAGCCCCUCGCCCGGCUGCGGGAGCCUGGAGCCCCAGCGCCAGCCGCGUGCGGGCGUCUCCGGCAGCGGCCGCUUCCCCGAGCCCCUCCGGGCCAUGCCCCCGGCCUGCCCCCCGAUGGCCGGCCGCCUCGCCUGCUGCCUCUUGCUGGGGCUGCUGGGCCGCGGGGGCUGCCACGCGCUGCCUGCCCGGGAGGAGCCCCGCGCCCCGGACUUCUCGCCCGCCGGCACCCACCCCCGAGGGGACGCGGCGCUGGGCGGCAUCGCGCGGGACGUGGUAGCUGUCCACAUGCUUAAACUGUACGAGAGGUACAACCGGGAGGGCAGCCGGCCGGGGGACGGCAACACGGUCCGCAGCUUCCGCGCCAGGCUGGAACUUUUAUCCCAGAAACCUCUAUACUGCUUCAAUCUGACGUCAAUGCAGGAUUCAGAGAUGAUCCUUGCUGCCACAUUUCACUUUUAUUCUGACAAACGCCCCCGCCAUCAAGAGGUGUUCUGCAAGCGGUCCAAGAACUCAUCUUGUCGCCUCCUCCACUUGCCCCAGAUCCCACGGCUCAACCUUAUUUUCCGAAGCAUCCCCCAGAACUCUGCCUAUGGGCUAGUCAAAGGGAAUGUGACUGUGUUUCCCCAAAGGCGGGGGUCAUGGCAAGUGAAGGACAUCUCACACAUCAUAAAUGAAUCAAAGCUGGCUGGUGAACUUAUUCUCUGUGCAGAACUUGACUCUGGAGAGAAAUACCAGGGAAUACCUGAGCAGGUUGCUCGCCAUUUUCCAUACAUACUUGUUUAUGCCAAUGAUUUAGCAAUAGCUGAACCUAACAGUGUGGCAGUCACCCUCCAACGAUAUGACCCUUUCCCUUCCAGUGAUGGAGAUCCAAGCCUGUCUCCCAAUGCUUCCUCAGACACACGUGUGAGGAGGGACACAUACCUUUCCAGCUCGAUCCAGAACAAUGAGUUGCCUGAGGUGGAAUAUAUCAACAAUGAUUACAAUAAACAUGACAUAUGGGAAAGUGCCUACAAGUCCCUAAAACCAAGAACCUCACGUAAGGAUCGCAGGAGGAAAGGGCAUGAAAAUACUGAAACACUCACAAAAUCUCAGAUGCUAAAUUUUGAUGAGAAAACAAUGAAGAAAGCAAGACGGAAACAAUGGAAUGAGCCUAGGAUUUGCUCUAGAAGAUACAUGAAAGUUGACUUUGCUGAUAUUGGCUGGAAUGAAUGGAUCAUAUCUCCCAAAUCAUUUGAUGCCUAUUACUGUGCAGGGGCUUGUGAAUUUCCAAUGCCCAAGAUUGUCCGGCCAUCGAAUCAUGCUACAAUCCAGAGCAUUGUAAAAGCAGUAGGAAUCAUUCCAGGCAUUCCAGAACCCUGCUGCGUUCCUGACAAAAUGAACUCCCUCAGCGUCCUGUUCUUAGACGAAAACAAAAACGUCGUUUUAAAGGUAUAUCCCAAUAUGUCUGUUGAGACCUGUGCCUGCCGAUAAGUCUUUACAAAUAAACCUUCAAUACAACCAACACAUUCUGCUUGACUACACUGGGAAAGUUGUGAAUGGGAAAUGACUUAGAUUGUGUUUGUGAAUGAAUCCAAACCCACAUCUCCUUCUACAGAAAGAAUGCAGAGACACUAUAGCAGCACACGUGCUCACCUCUAAGGACCUUAAAUUUCAUCAUUUGUCUUGUAAUGUAACAAUGAUUCACCUUCCAGAAAUCCCAGACUUUUCAAAUCUAUUUUAACCCAUCUAGCUAAGAAAUCUGAUCGUUUUUACUUAAGUUUACCGUAACUGGAGGACUAAAAUACAUUUUUAUAUACUAUUUUCCUGGCUAUUUUACUUUUCAGCUAACCAAGAAGAUGGGAACGGACUUUGCAAAAGCAAGAGUAUUUUAGAAUAUUGCUUUUUUACACAAAUCAAAUCUUUUUGCCUAAAAUUCAUACCUUUAGUCCACAUAUUUAUACUGAAAAAAUGCUGUAAUAAAAGGGCUUAAUAUACAUAUUUUUCUUCAGGAUUCAAAUGUAGUGCACUGUAUAAGCUUUUAUAUAUUCAGUAUAUUAAUAUAACUAUUUUUGGUUACCUUUCCAUAAUAUAUACUUUGUUUUACAAAAGAUGUAACACUAUCCCACCGUCAUUUCUGUGCUGGUUAAUUUCAGGUUCUUAAACAUAUGUAUUCUCUGAAUAACACAUACUAUAUAGUAAUAUGUUUAAAUACUAAAAAAUAACCAAGAUUUAUAUUUUUGUAAAUUAUACUUUAUAUCCUUUAGGUUGCUUUUAACAAAAGCUAAUAAAUUAAGGUACAGUAGUAUUUAAAAA
This is a messenger RNA of Alligator mississippiensis (American alligator), 2676 nucleotides long. RefSeq names its product growth differentiation factor 10 (gene GDF10). Gene Ontology annotation, molecular function: cytokine activity; growth factor activity. Gene Ontology annotation, biological process: osteoblast differentiation; BMP signaling pathway; SMAD protein signal transduction. The record is from RefSeq and is a predicted model, not a curated record. NCBI's taxonomy places the organism in Eukaryota, Metazoa, Chordata, Crocodylia, Alligatoridae. The coding region runs from base 478 to 1854 and encodes 458 amino acids. The transcript has 3 exons. Gene Ontology annotation, cellular component: extracellular region.